AAGGGCCCCACUAGUUCAGUUCAAUAUUCGGCCCGCCCUCUGCGGGAGCAUUCGUUCCCAAAAGGGAUAGCCAACCUGAGAACUAGUACAGCUAGUGCGAAUGGAGCAACUCGUGAUUUCCAGUACUGA
This is a messenger RNA of Acaulospora colombiana, 129 nucleotides long. Lineage: Eukaryota; Fungi; Glomeromycota; Glomeromycetes; Diversisporales; Acaulosporaceae. The record is from the annotation of a GenBank genome assembly.